Molecule: messenger RNA, 1449 nt
Organism: Aspergillus japonicus CBS 114.51
Lineage: Eukaryota; Fungi; Ascomycota; Eurotiomycetes; Eurotiales; Aspergillaceae
Product: isocitrate lyase/PEP mutase family protein
Exons: 3
Coding region: 319-1347 (342 amino acids)
Molecular function (GO): catalytic activity
Source: RefSeq, a predicted model, not a curated record
GGUGUCCAGCUGCAAUAGCGGCCAAGAAUGCCUAGUAUCGAUAUCUGGUCGGAGUUGACGACGAUAAUCGUCGGCCAAGGCCUUGAGUUACAACAAGUAUGAUCCGAGAGGGGGUUGCAGAAAACGGAUGCCGGUUCUAGACAGCGAUAUGACACUGUCCUCAUGGCAAUCGAUUAUUGCCUCGCGGACAGACAUUGCCCCGAGACCAAAUGCAGAUGAAUAGAUAUAAAGCCCCUCGUUAAACCCGUCCAUUGAUCUCAAUCAUCAUCAGCUCAUUUCCUUUUCUUCCUCAUCACAUCUUGACUAUCUCUAAUAACAAUGAAAGUAGCUGAUACCCCUGACUCCGCAUCCACCAUCAGCAUGACGAACACAAUCACCAUCACUGUCGAGCAGGACGGCUACUACGAUAUCAACGGCUCGCGGCAGGAGCCUAUUGUCAAUCUCCAGCUGGUGACGGGCGCGUCCAAGCUGCGCAGGCAAUUAAAAGAAACCAACGAAUUGAUUAUUUGCCCUGGUGUAUACGAUGGAUUGUCCGCCCGAAUUGCAAUGAAUCUUGGCUUCAAAGCCAUGUACAUGACCGGAGCCGGCACUACUGCCUCCCGGCUCGGACAGGCAGAUCUGGGUCUGGCCCAUCUGUACGAGAUGCGAACCAACGCCGAGAUGAUAGCCAAUCUGGAUCCUUACGGGCCCCCACUCAUUGCUGAUAUGGAUACCGGAUACGGAGGCCCCCUCUUCGUCGCCAAGUCGGUGCAGCAGUACAUCCAGGCCGGUGUCGCCGGCUUCCACAUUGAGGACCAGAUCGCCAACAAGCGCUGCGGCCAUCUGGCCGGCAAGCGCGUCGUCUCUCAGGAGGAGUGGCUGACACGCCUGCGGGCGGCGAAGAUCACCAAGGACCGGCUGCGCUCGGACAUCGUGCUCAUCGCGCGCACGGACGCCCUGCAGCAGCACGGCUACGACGAGUGCAUCAAGCGCCUGAAAGCCGCGCGCGACCUGGGCUGCGACGUCGGCCUGCUCGAGGGGUUCACCUCCAAGGAGAUGGCCCGCCAGGCGGUCAAGGACCUGGCCCCCUGGCCCCUGCUGCUGAACAUGGUCGAGAACGGCGCCGGGCCCGUCAUCUCCACCGAGGAGGCCAAAGAGAUGGGCUUCCGCAUCAUGAUCUUCUCCUUCUGCUGCAUCACCCCGGCCUACAUGGGCAUCAAGGCGGCGCUAGAGCGGUUGAAGAAGGACGGCGUCGUGGGCUUGCCCGAGGGGAUGGGCCCCAAGAAGUUGUUCGAGGUUUGUGGACUGAUGGAUGCGAUGCGGAUUGAUACCGAGGCUGGUGGUGACGGGUUCUCCAAUGGUGUCUAGACUUGGUUUUUCUUUUUUUUCCUUUUUCCUUUUGUCUCUAGCAUAUUGCUUUUCCGGUGUUGUUUUCUUUCCCUACCCCGUCCCCGUCUAUAUCCCCCUCUG